CUCUUGUGUGACGAGACGAUCUGUGAACAAACUCUUCAAUCAAGCUAGUACACUCCUGACCGCCUGUGGAGUUCUAAAAAAAAAGACAUCCAUAUCAGUAUGAAAUUGGCUAUGUUGGCGACGAUGUUAGCAGCGGCUCUCGUGCUUGGAGUGGAGCAGGCCGCUGCGGCUCCAGCCGAUUCUUCAUUAGCAACGAGUCGCCGUCUUUUGCAUUCGUCGAAUCCGACCUCGCACACCAAAUCAAUGGAUUCAUGGCUGCGUUGGCUUCUAUUUCAUGCCCGAAUUGGAGAAAAGGAGAAAACCAAGAAUGCUGUACCUAUGGCCAAUUCUUUCCAGUUGGCGAGAACUCAAGUCGACCUCAGCAAUCCCAAACAACAAAAACUACCGAUCAGCAUCCAGGGCAAUAACAGCAACGACGAUGAUGACGCGACAGCAUUGGGAGAUGAAGACUUCGCAGACGAAGAAGUCCAACUUCUUUUACCGGAAGGGCGUCAAGCGGCCAUGAAGCGGCAGCCGGACGACUAUGGUCACAUGCGCUACGGUAAACGGGACUUUGACGACUACGGCCACAUGCGAUUUGGACGUCGUUGAAAAAACACACAAAAAAAAAUUAAAUAAGACAAACGAAAAAGAGUUACCCACGCGUCAGAUACAGCACAGCGUUCGCUUCCGUGUUAAUUUGUUGUCUUCCCCAAACUUUAGUUAUCGGCAGUACUGCGCUUAACCGCUACCAGAAAGAAACUCGUUUUUGUCAAUAUCUCCGAAUUAUUGUGGUCUUUUAUGGCCUGCUGUUACCCGUCUUCUCCUUGAAUCAUAAUGUUUUCAUACGUAUUUCCUCUUCGAUGUCGGCUAGAGCCAAUUCAGCCGCAUACAUAAAUACGUAUUCACCGAUGUAUUUCAAUUAUGUAUGACUCGGGCCUGCAUCUUAAAACCAGCACACAAACGACCAUGAAACGCUUUCCGUGAUGUUGCUAAUUCAAAGUUAUGGUGAAUAUAUCGAGUUAAAUACCAAGUAUAUCUUGAAGGAUGAAUACCUAUUCUGGCCAACUGGAUUACACACUUUGCCGUCCUU
This is a messenger RNA of Daphnia carinata, 1072 nucleotides long. RefSeq lists its product as uncharacterized. NCBI's taxonomy places the organism in Eukaryota, Metazoa, Arthropoda, Branchiopoda, Diplostraca, Daphniidae. The transcript is spliced from 3 exons. The record is from RefSeq and is a predicted model, not a curated record. Bases 100 to 591 code for a protein of 163 amino acids.